Molecule: messenger RNA, 5355 nt
Organism: Trichogramma pretiosum
Lineage: Eukaryota; Metazoa; Arthropoda; Insecta; Hymenoptera; Trichogrammatidae
Exons: 8
Coding region: 457-4845 (1462 amino acids)
Biological process (GO): regulation of cell cycle phase transition; positive regulation of nuclear cell cycle DNA replication
Cellular component (GO): Dbf4-dependent protein kinase complex; nucleus
Molecular function (GO): nucleic acid binding; protein serine/threonine kinase activator activity; zinc ion binding
Source: RefSeq, a predicted model, not a curated record
GUUGCUUUCAAAUUCUUAUGCACGCAGAAAUCAUAUUCCGUGUAUACAAGACGCGCUAUACACUUACGUAUCGUGGUAAUUAUUGGCCCACGCGACACUGUGCGGUCUGACCAACGUACCACUGCUGCUGUCAGACUCUCGCCGAGAAUUUUUAGGCUAGAAAAAAACGCGCUCAAGAGUCGCGCAACACAUCGUCGUGCUUCGAACACGUUUUUUGUUUCAAUUUUUCAUUCGAGCAUAAUUUGGAAGUGAAUUAUUUUGUGUACAAUGCGUGAACCUUUUCGAUCGAAUGGCAGUUAUCAAUGAGAGAAUUUUUUCUGUUUCGAGGAAAAACUCUAAAGUUUCUUGUCUGCUCGUGUUACAGUGCUACGAGUGUAUGUUUGAGUGACAAAUAUAUGUGCAGCACAGUAUUUCUCGCUGGUGUGAGAUAGCUUGCUGCGAGUCAAUUCAAGAGGCAUGAUAUCGCCAUCAAAAUUAGCCUACCAACAGCUAAACAAAACUCCAGACAACAUAAUCUCGCGAAAAAGGCCUCAUUCAGGUGCAAAGGCUAAACGAGCAAAUUUGGAAAGCCUUGAAUCAUCGACACCGAACUCAAUUAAAAUCCACCAGGGACCGAACCCGUUAAGAGGUACGAUCUUUUAUUUCGAUCUAAGGCAUCAUGUUUUUCAACAAUCUUUGGAGGAAAAAGUUAAAGCACUCGGUGGGGCUAUUGAAUGUUUUUACGUGGAUAAAGUGUCUGUAGUGGUCACUGACAAAGAAGCAAAAACUGGCCCCGACAUAAAAGCAUCCGGCUAUUGCAGUGGUGGAAGUGGUGGAGUUCAAUCUUGGAAAAGUAUAGGUAGUGCUACUCCAAAAACUCCUUAUCGCAGUAUCGAAGGACCUUUAUCAAACUCUUAUAGUCAGAAGGGCUUCACCACCCCAAAAUCUCGCUCCAGAGCGGAUGCCAUGUUGGAGCGGGCACUGACACAACCACAACAGUGUUCUAUUGAUCCUCUAGCUAAAGCAUAUACCUUGGGUAUACCAAUUUAUGCUCCCAAAGCUUUUCAAAAGUGGCUGAAUAAAGUUGAAAAUAAGGUUAAAAGUGCUACAUCUCAACAUAAAAAAACUUGUAAACAACAAGUGUUAAAAGGAUAUUACGUCAAAAUUGAAUCUUAUAAAAGCGCUACAAGGCCUGUCUUUGCUGAAUUGCAAUCUUUCCCACAUUUGUCCUGGGAUAACACAUACUUUGGAGAAAGUCCUCUUUGCCACUCGACAAGAUGUAAUUGUUUAAGCACAAGUAAAAAUUGUAUUUUUCAAGAAAAUAGUUCCAAGCCAAAGUGUGAACCAGCUGACAAGAGCAAAGAAAUGACUCGUCGGCCCCGUGCCACAACUGUACAACAAACGUCUGAAUGUGAAAAUGCAGGGUUUUGCGAAAUUUGUCGCUGUGAUUUCAAAUCUCGAGCAAAACAUCUGAAUAGCGACAAGCACCGUAACUUUGUAACAAAUAUUAAAAACUAUGCAGCUUUAGAUAAAUUAAUUGAUGAUUGUACACAUUUGGACGCCUUUCUUGACAAAUCGAAUGAUGCCACCAGCAAAGACUGCCCAUUCAAUGAAAAUCGAGACAAUAGCACCGCAAAUGGUUUCCUCCCGUCGGAUGAAAAGUCGCAAAAAAGAGAACAUCCUUUAGUUCAUGAUUAUAGUGUUAGUGAUAUAAAAAUGUCACAGUGCAAUGGUGCUCGCAGGAAUUUAAAUUCAACAUUGGACUCUCCUCAUAAUUUGAGAGCAAGAACUAAACAUGAAAGUGGUCAUUUAUUGAGGUCAAAGGGUAAGCCAGAAGGAGAAGAAAAGAAUGAGAAAAGCUAUGAUAAAUAUGUUAUAAAAAAACGUUCUAAAGGAACAAUUUGGGUAGAAAUUGACUCAGAUGAUGAUCUAGCAAAUGAAAAAGUUAGGUCUACUGGUUGUAAAAAAUCAGUACUUCAAGAACCUUGUGAAACUCUGACCUGUAAAAAUUCAACUAAAAGUAACAAUCAAGUUGAAAAAAUUCUUAAUGGAAACAUUGAUUCUGAAGAGGUUCUGGAAUCAAAACAAAAAAAUAGUCCUUCUUGUAAAAACAUUCACAAAGAAAAUGCUCUCAAAGAAACUGUUCUUGAAGUCAAUACCAAAACUAAUUUGAAUGGCUUUGAAAGGAGAGAAUUGAAACAAAAACCCAGCGAAGCUGAUCAUGUUUCAGAAGAUCCUCUUAAAAAAAUUAUCAAAAAAGAAGUCAUUGAUCAUGUUGAAGCUGAUGAAGAAUUUGUCAUUAACGAUAACAAUGAUGUUGAAGAAAAUCCUGCUAACGAAAAUUAUGAAACAAAUUUUGUGAAAAGUGUUGAACAAGAUGGUCGUUCAAAAACAAAAACUUAUUCAAGGAAAGGAGGUAAAACUUUUAGAGGUCGUCAAAGAUUGUCAGUCGAAGAGAGAUUGAUCGAAGACAAUCGUCGAUACUAUAAAGUUGAAGUAUUAGGUAAUAAACUUCGUUCCAGUAUACUGCCUAGCGAAAAUCCAUUAACUGCUGUGCCAUCGGCUGAGCAAACUGAAAAUGAACAGCAGAUGAAAAUCAAAGACGGCGAUAAGCCGUCAAGUGAAAAACCCGUUGUUGUGCGAUUCAAACGCGUACGAAAGUCUGAACUGUCUUUAUUGAGUGAUGAAGCCGAAUCGUUUAUGUUUGGCGAUCCUCGACGCGAUGAAUCAACCAGUGAAAUUAGUGAAGAUGAAAGCAGUAUCUUACCUAAAGAUACGGAUAGUGAACGCGAUCCUCAAAAUGAAUCUAUAGUAUUGAGCUCACCUUCUGCUUCUCAUCCUGUAACACUAAAACAAGAAGUCAUGGAUGAUGAUUCUCAAGACUCGACAACAAGUACUUACAAGACAAGGAAGAAGAGAAGAACCCAAACUGAGGCAUUUCUUAAAGAUAAUACUGAAUACUACAAAUUUGAAACUCCUGGCAGUAGAUUGAGCAAUGCUACUUCCAGAUUUCAAACGUCAUCUGCCAAUGUCAGUCAGCCUGUUGAGACUCCUGUUGAAAAAGUAAAGGAAGCUGUAACAACGGCAACAGAAACUCAAGAAGAGUCAGUCGCCAAAAUUUAUCCGUCCCAGCCCUCGGCAAGGGUUGAAGCUCUCCGUUUUUCAUUCGAAAUGGUGCCCCGUUCUGAGCCAUGGUAUCAAACCUACAAACGUCAAGAUGAAGGUUGUGAGUACUAUUAUAGUGAUAACAGUACGCCUAAACCAUUUCUUCUCCCAUACGAAAUGGAAAACUUCCAUGAAAUACUUAAUAAAAGUUUGCAAAAUAGCAUGCACCGUAAGCGUGGCCGAGGUCGUGGUGGUGUAGUUGGUUCACGUUUGCCGCGAAAAAGUCCACGCUGCCAUGCCUCGACCUUAGCUAUUAUGUCAACAAUAAUUAAAAAGCGAGAACAGACCAAUGAUGAAGAUGGCAAAGCUAAAGCAGCGAUAAACAAUAAUUCUGCGAAAGCUGAUAAAUCCAAGUCUUCAGAAAAAUCUGACGUUGACGCUGAUUUAAAACAAAUUGUGAAAAGUAUCGAUGAUAUGUUGAAUUAUGAUGAUGCUGAUAACGAUCUUCUCGAACAUGAUCUAAUGUCUUUUGAUGUUAAAACGGCUGAACCUAUCGUUUCUUCGGAACCUAAAGGACCUCCUGUAAAUUUGAUAGAAAUAUUUGAAAACUAUCCUGAUACAGUUCCGAACGGCGUGGAUGGUUCGUCUUGUGCUAGUUCAGACUGUGGAGAAUUCGACCAACCCCACAAAAGACGGAAGAAACGUAAAAACAAAACUGGUUGGCCAGGCACGAAUAAAAUGAAGCGCAAGCUUCAACUAAAAAUGUUGAGUGAAGAACUUCAGCGAGAAAACCAGAAGCAACAAAAUAAUCAACAGGAAAUCUCGCAACUUAGACUAUUAUUAUCAAAUGAACAGUCAAAACCUCUAGACGAGGCAAUGGUAAAAAACGAGACGUUAGAAAUACAGGGUUCUGAUUUGUCUCAACGAGAACCAGAAACAGAAAAGACUCAAACGGAGGCUGGAAAUAUGGAACACAAAGAAAACGAAAAAGUCACAACUGAUUCUAGAAGAGGCAAAUCAAAAAGUAGAACAACGAAAUCUAAGAGAAGUAGCUCUAAAAAUUCACGUGAAAAAGUCAGAGAUUCUGCAAAUGAAUCUAAUAUUAAGCCUGUACUAUCAGACAUAUCUUUAGAUAAAAAAAAUGGUGAUCCUUUAGAAUUUGCCACUACAGAUGAUGACGAAAUGGAACUGCAAGUUUCACCUGCAAAACAUAGGCCUGGAGUACUUAUAAAUAUGAGCGAGGACUCUGAAACCUAUGCAUCGAGCAAUGACUGUUCCAGUCCGAAAAAAGGAAGUCGAAAGCGCAACAACACAGCAACGUCAGAUAUUUCUAUUAAAAAAGAUUGUUCGUCUUCCAAAAAAACGAAGACAAAAUCAAGUAGUGAAAUAUAUUCUCCGAAGAAGACUAGAAAUCGUAUUAAAUCGGAAAAAUCGUCGCCUAAAACAAGCCCAAAACGCCCUAAAUGUGGUCUAAAGAGGCAAAGAAAAAACAGUAAAAGAAACGACAGUGUUUCUUCGGAUGUAAACGAUGAAUUUGACGAACAAUCAACUAGGCAAUCUAUAUCGCCUGCUGAGCUCGGUCAAAAAAGGUAUCAGCCGUUCGUUAAAGUAACAAAAAUGAGUCAUGACCAGGUAGCCGUAGCCAGUAAUCGUAGACUAAGAAGCUCUAGCUCGCCAAAAGCAAGUAUGGAACCACCUAGAAAGCGAGCGAAAACCGGAUUACGACGGAAGCUCGCUGGGCAGUGGUCUCGAAGAAGCUGAGAAUCGAAAAAUAACGAUAAUUAAGUUCUUCGUGCUUUGUUAAACGACUGAAAUGACUAUUAAAAUAGUGUGUGUUAUUUGUACAUUUGUACAGAAUAUAAUAUUUGUGUAAUGUGUAGUAAUCGAUUAUCAUAUCGAACAGAAAAACUCUAAACACUCGGAAUUUAAUGAAAUUACAUCCUUAUUAUUCAAUAAAAAAUUAGUAUUGAUAUUAUUUAUAGUUUUUUUGUUCUAUAGCAGCAUUGUUGCUAUUUUUUAUAUUGUACAUGCUUAUCGUAUUUAGUCUUAAAUUUACCUAAUUUGAUUAUUGUAUUAGUUUUUUAAAGUAAAAUUACUAUUAUUUAAUUGAAUGAAUUACGUCAAACCUGCGAAAACAUGUUUAGCAUCUUGUAAAUUAAAAAAACCGUUAAAGUCUUUUGCAAAUUUGAGAAUUGCCAAAGGUUUUAAUUCACUAUUAUGUAUACUUGAACUUGUACUGGAAUAAAUGGUACGAAUUAUUUUUAAUCUUAA